Molecule: messenger RNA, 1129 nt
Organism: Mercenaria mercenaria
Lineage: Eukaryota; Metazoa; Mollusca; Bivalvia; Venerida; Veneridae
Product: short-chain-enoyl-CoA hydratase-like
Exons: 8
Coding region: 162-1049 (295 amino acids)
Molecular function (GO): catalytic activity
Source: RefSeq, a predicted model, not a curated record
AAAAACUUUAUUUGAAUAAAACCACUUUUAAUUUCUUAAAAGUAGAAAUAGUCUAUACUUUAAUAUAAUAUCUGUUUUUAACAUUUUGUCUACGUUUUUAUAUUUCUUCUUUUUUAAAAGAAGAUUAUGCCAUCUCCGCUACCUGGUUAAAGAGUACGAAGAUGAGCCGAAAACUCGCUGUGCUUAAAUCUGUUUUUGGAGCUAUCAGGAACAUGACAACUUCCAGUAACGGUGGAUACAAUAACAUCCUCACAGAUAAAUAUGGUGGCAUUAUGACAAUUGCCAUAAACCGUCCAGAGAAGAGAAAUGCUGUGAAUCCAGAGACAGCGAAAGAAUUAUUUCAAGCGUUUACUGAUUUUGAAGAAGAUAAAGAGGCACUGGUUGCUGUUCUACAUGGAAAAGGUGGUAAUUUCUGUGCUGGUUAUGACCUGACAGCUUUAGCAGGUGCAGGCGCAGAUGAAUCAGUGUUUCAGGAACAGCUGUCUAGCGGCCAGGCACCAAUGGGUCCAUCCAGGAUGUGUUUCAGUAAGCCUGUUAUAGCAUGCAUAGAUGGGUACGCUGUUGCGGGUGGCCUUGAACUUGCCUUGCUCUGUGACCUUCGAGUAGUGGAGGAGUCCGCUGUACUUGGGGUCUUCUGCAGAAGGUUUGGUGUACCAUUGUUAGAUGGUGGCACAGUAAGGCUUCAGAAAUUGAUAGGUCUUUCUAGAGCAAUGGAUCUUAUUCUAACAGGUAGAAGUGUGUCUGGACAAGAAGCUGCGGAUAUUGGUCUUGCCAACAAAAUAACUGCUACUGGCUCAGGCCUAGCAGAGUCGAUACAGUUAGCACAUACAUUGUUGAAGUUUCCACAGAAGUGUAUGAAUACAGAUAGACAGUCAGCAUACUAUGCAGCAUACAGUGCAACCUCGCAACAAGAUGCCCUUAGAUAUGAAUAUGAAAACGGUGUAAAAGUGCUAGUGGAGGAAUCUAUACCAGGUGCUCAGAAAUUUACUAAAGGGAUAGGAAAGCACGGAUCAUUCAAUCUGAACAAACCAUCUAAACCGAAACUGUAAUUUAUACAUGUACAUAAUCAAAUGCUGCUUGUUUGUUACUGUGUGAAAUUUUUAUUAUCUUAAUAAAAUUGUAAAAUUUA